UUCUCUAUAAAAGGGACGAUGCUUUUAAACAGAGAGUCGGCGAUUCCCGUCCUGCAGCUAAAAUCGCAACUCGUGCUGGGGGCUUCGCCUGAUUUUAUUUUAUCCCAACCCCAACCCCACCCCCUCCCCCUCCAAAGCAGUAAACCAUCGCAAUCUUAUUUUUAAUCUGUUUCUCUCUCUGCGUGCGUGUGUGUCCUUUACCUAUCUAUCUCACACCUCCCGAUCCCCUUUCGCUUAGUCUUACCUCCAUCACAUAGACUGUGAGUGCAAGCAACAGCCAACUACAAAAAAAAUAUAGAGCGGCCACGAUGAAGCAGUGAGUGAGAGAGGGAGAGAGAGGGAGAGAGAGAGAGUAAGAGAGAAGCAACAAUCAGACCGGCUGCGCAGAGUCCAUGAAGCUCAGACUUAAAAGAGAGGGGGAAAGGUCGUUUUUUCACCGAUGAUUCUGCACUGUGACAGAUUGGAGCUGGAGCAUUCCUAACCUCUUCAUUUUGCAAACAAAAAAUCGCCGAAGUGUUGCAAAGUCUUCCUAAAUCCUAAUAGAGAGGGAGAGAGAGAGAGAGAGAAAAUCCAACCAACCACCAGCAAAAAAACAGACAACAAAAAGGAUUCAAACUGGCUCUCUCCCCGUCUGCUCAGAACAGUCUGAUUGCUGCGAUCGCUGGCGUUUGUCCUGGCGUUUGGAGAAGUGGGCAUCUUCAUACCAACUGCAACAAAGCGAUGGCAUCCGAGUUGGCAAUCAGCAACGCCGACCUACCCAACAGUCCCCUUGCGAUGGAAUAUGUUAAUGACUUCGAUCUGAUGAAAUUCGAAGUCAAAAAGGAGCCGGUGGACUCGGAAGGCAAUCCGGGCAGUCACUGCAACCGCAUCGGGGGCUCGCUGUCUUCUACGCCAAUGAGCACCCCGUGCAGUUCGGUGCCUCCGUCUCCCAGCUUCAGCGCCCCGAGCCCCGGAGAGCAGAAGGCGGCGCAUCUGGAAGACUUCUACUGGAUGACUAACUACCAGCAGCUGAACCCGGACGCCCUGAGCUUUACGCCGGAGGAUGCGGUGGAGGCCCUGAUCAGCAGCGCCCAUCAGCAGAUGCAAGCCGGCUUCGAGAGUUACCGGAGCCAACAGCAGCAGCAGCAGCAGCAGCAGCAGCAGCAGCAGCAGCAGCAGCAGUAUGCCCCGGCGGCUGGAGCAGGCUUGGCCGGCGAUGAGAUGUCUCCAGCCGGCGCUGUGGUAGCUCAUCACCACCAUCAUCAUCAUCACCAUCACCACCAGGGGCACCAGCACCCAGCGGCAGGAGGAGGAGUGGGCACUGCCGUGGGCAAUGCCGGAGCGAGCACCGGAGGCAUGCACCCGCACCUGCGGGCCGGCGAUGACCGCUUCUCGGAUGACCAGCUGGUCACCAUGUCGGUGAGGGAGCUGAACCGGCAGCUCCGGGGCGUCAGCAAGGAGGAGGUGAUCCGGCUGAAGCAGAAGCGGCGGACCCUGAAGAACCGCGGCUACGCUCAGUCCUGCCGCUUCAAGCGGGUGCAGCAGAGGCACAUGCUGGAAAGCGAGAAGUCGCAGCUCCAGCAGCAGGUCGAACACUUGAAACAGGAGAUCAGCAGGCUGGUGCGGGAGAGGGACGCCUACAAGGAGAAGUACGAGAAACUGGUGACCAGCGGCUUCAGAGAAACGGGAUCGUCCAGUGACAAUCCUUCGUCUCCGGAAUUCUUCAUGCUUAACACAGCAAAUGAUGUCAACGCAGCAGCAAAGAAUGGACAAUACAAUCUGAAAGAAGCUAAACAAAUGCUCAGUUACAGAAAACAUGAUGCCGGAAUGCUGAUUGCUUAGAUCGAAACUUUCCCUGCGGCUUUAGCGUCCGCCAUAAAGCACAAAACCUCAGAGAGAACAUAAAAGAUGACGCUAUGAGAAAGCCAACCAUCACAGCAAGCGUUCUCAAGACUCCUGUGGCUAGUUUAUAGUUUCUUCCUCCUCUUCCUCCUUUGGUUUUUUUAUAUAUAUAAAGCAGAGGAGAGCAAUGAACAAAUGAAGACGACUGCUCGUUCAGGUCUCUCUCACACACCGACACACAUAUACAUUUCUAUACAUAUAUAUAAAAUACGUACGCAUGAUGUUUGAAUAAAAAGACAGUGGAAGUAUUUAACAGAGAGAAAAAAACCACAAAAAAUGACAAGAUGCUGGCAUUACUUUCAAAAUAAACUGAGCAAGGAAAAAAAGUUUCUAAAACUGUGUGUACGUCGGCGAGACAGUCUUAAAUCUGCAAAUGAAGACUUUUGCUGAGGCAAUUACUGACCCUUCCUGAUUCUCAAUCCCACUAGUCGCUGAUGGCACCCUGUGUACAUAGUUAGGCUUCUCUGAUAUAUGCACAUAACUCAACAGUGCUUCCGAUUCUCACAGUCAUUACAGUAUGACGUUAGAUUACGGGUAGUCACACAAAGGGAGAUUUCUGAGACCACUCUUUUGGUCAGUUGGAUUCCGAACAGGCCGAGAUACGCAAAACCUGGUCCAUCCAGCCUGCCAGACUUUACAUUACUAGUGUAUUACAUCGGAGAUGACUGCAGACUUUAAAAGGAUUUGUUUUUUCUUAAGUGUUAUUUUAAUCCCAACUAAAAGAAGAUUGGUGAAAAUCUACACUCUGUUGGCAACAGUGAGUUCGCUGCAGGAUUUAGCCUGCUUAGUUAUUUGCUCUGGGCAUUAGUAACCCCUCUCAGAGAGAAAAAGGACAUACUGGCACAUCAAAACUCAUCACCAUCUGGGAGCUUCAUGUUUUAAAAUCUAUUCCUUUUCCUCCACCUGAUUUAGGAUUAACAUUGUUGAACCCCCCC
This is a messenger RNA of Stegostoma tigrinum, 2816 nucleotides long. RefSeq names its product transcription factor Maf-like. The coding region runs from base 721 to 1821 and encodes 366 amino acids. NCBI's taxonomy places the organism in Eukaryota, Metazoa, Chordata, Chondrichthyes, Orectolobiformes, Stegostomatidae. Gene Ontology annotation, molecular function: RNA polymerase II cis-regulatory region sequence-specific DNA binding; DNA-binding transcription factor activity, RNA polymerase II-specific. Gene Ontology annotation, biological process: regulation of transcription by RNA polymerase II. The record is from RefSeq and is a predicted model, not a curated record. Gene Ontology annotation, cellular component: nucleus. The transcript is spliced from 3 exons.